CCUAUCCUGCCUCAAUAGUAUUUGAGAAAGUUUCGACACGGUGCAAGAGUCCAAAGUCUAAAAUAAACGAGUUGAAUAGAAACAGUCAGGCUCACGAUACGGAAUUUACCUCGGGGAGGGAUACAUUACACAUUUGUCCAGCUACAAUGGUCCGACUUUCAAAAUCCAGCGUUAUUUUAUGGUUACCGUUCAUGCUAACUUUUUUAAAGGUGGUGGCAGAUGGUGACGGUCAGAAACUGAGAAGACAGAAGAGAGAGUGGAUUAUUGCUCCUCGUAAACUAUAUGAGAAUGAGGAUUACCGAGGCCUGCAGUACAUUGCUAAGAUUCAAUCAGAUAAGCAGUAUGAUUCACCGGUCUCCUACUCCCUGGCGGGUCCUGGGGCAAAUCAGGAUCCGGUGGGCUUGUUCUCCAUCGAGCCAACCAAUGGCACGGUCCGAAUCCAUGACAUACUGGACAGAGAGAAGACGGACUCGUACACUUUAAUCGGAAUAGCUAUGUACAGCAAUGGAAAACGCGCUGAGAGGGACAUUGAACUGCGUAUUGUUGUCCUGGACAAGAACGACUGCCCACCUGUGUUUUCAAUGCAGCAGAUCGGAGAAGUGUACGAACACAGCGCAGCAGGCACAGUUGUCAUGAAAGUGAACGUGACGGAUGACGAUGAACCCGGCACUGAGCACACUCAGAUUAGCUUCAGCCUCGUGGAGCAGUCCUCCUCAGGCAUGAUGUUCUCCAUGAACCACAAGACCGGAGAGAUCGUGGUCCGCCAGACUAGUCUGGACAGAGAGACACAAGACACAUUUACCUUGACGGUGAAAGGUACUGACAUGAACGGAGCUUCAGGAGGGCUAUCUGGAACAGGACAAGUGGUGAUUAAGUUGCUGGACAUCAACGAUAACAUACCCAAGCUGGAGAAAGAUACAUACGAGGGGAGCGUGAUGGAAAACACCAUCAGCAUGGAGGUGCUGAGGAUGAAAGCUGUGGAUCUGGACCUGAUGUACUCCGACAACUGGCUGGCUGUAUUCACCAUCGUGUCUGGCAAUGAAGCAGGCUACUUCCACAUCACCACUGAUUCCAAGACGAAUGAGGGUAUUAUCACUAUCGUUAAGGCUUUGGACUAUGAGGAGCUGAAGGUGGUGAACCUGCGGGUGAGUGUCUCCAACAAGGCAGAGUACAACUUUGGCUCUGUCAUCGGUGGAGGCCCCUCCCUCGACCGACCUAAGAUCUACUCCGUCAAGAUCAACGUGGUCAACCAGCUGGAGGGACCGCGCUUCCAGCCUGCCAUCAAGGUGGUAACCAUCUCCGAGGACAAGACCACGAUCUCCCUCAACAAGAUCUUCACCACCUACGCUGCCAUUGACAGUGACACCCUGCUCACUGCCACCAACGUGAGAUAUGCCAAAUUAUAUGACGUAGACAACUGGCUGAUCAUCGAUGAGAAGACGGCAGAUAUCAGAUUAAACAAAUGGCCCGACCGAGAGUCCAAGUUUGUGGUUAACGGAACCUACACAGCCAAGAUAGUCUGCAUCACUAACCGCAAGUGUGACAGGCCCACGGACGCCCUCAUCUUCAUCAUGCAUCUGCUUUGUCGUUCACAUCUAAACCAAAGGAAUUCUUGUCUGUUUACAGAAGUACACGCCAAAACGGCCACAGGGACAAUUGCCAUCCAGGUGCAGGACUCCAACGACGACUGUCCUAAGCUGACCAGCACAUCUCAGACCAUGUGCCAUGAGACCAACAGGGUUUACGUCACAGCCGUGGAUCAGGAUGCCUAUCCCAACGGAGCACCCUUUAACUUCCGGGUGAUUCAGGCAGGCAACAAGGAGAAGUGGACCAUAGAGCGUUUUAAUGACACCACUGCGAUCCUGCGACACCACGCCUCUCUGUGGCCUGGGUACUACCAGGUUGCCCUGGAGAUCACGGACCAACAGGGCAAGGUCUGUGGGGACGUCCAGUUGCUCGACGUGGUGGUGUGCACUUGCGAUGCCGCCAACACGGCCUGUUUGGGGACGUCCACGGACACAAGAAGCACGUUUGGCCCUCUGGGUGUCCUCAUGCUACUGCUGGGACUGCUGCUCCUCCUGUUGCUGCCCCUCUUCCUGUUGUUUUGCCUGUGCGGAGGGAUGGCGGCCGUGGGAGACUUCAAGCCCAUGCCGGUCGACACCAAAGUGGUGACGAGCCUGAUCUCAUACCACACGGAAGGACAAGGAGAGGACAAGGAAGUCCCCUUGCUCCGGGUUCCUCUCGAGAUGGACCAUGGCUCCAUCCAUGCCGGGGACGCAACGAAGUACGGAGAUAAUCAUCGGCUUGAGUUCGGGGUGGCCGUGGGGAACGGAGGAGCUGGAGGCGGCUUCACCUCCAUGUCCACGACAGACAUGUACCGUGACAGUGAUUUCCACCAGCACAUGGUCAGCAGGCACGACCAUGUGGACGGCCAGGGCAUGUUUAUGGGUGUGGACGGCCAGGGCAUGGGCAUGGGUGUGGGCGGAGCCACCGUAGCAGAAGGGCAGCAGUUCUCCUCGUGGCACGAUGCAGGGUUAUAUGGCGGGAUCGCCCUGUCUGACAGCUUCCUGGAGGAGUACUACUCAAGUAAAGCCAACCACGCAGCACAACAUUUACAACAGGAAGACGCCCCAAUGACCUACGACUACGAAGGUGAGGGGUCACUGGCGGGCUCAGUGGGCUGCUGCAGCCUCUUGGAGCACGACAACGACCUCGACUUCCUCAACGACCUGGGCUACAAGUUCAGGUCCCUGGCCGAGAUCUGCCGAGGGUCCAGCCUGGAGGCGGAACAAUCUGCGGGGGUGUCCGUGUGCCCCCCCAGACCCACCCCUUCCUCGGGCACCCACAUUGAGACCUCCCUGAACACGUCUGCCAACAUCCACACCCUCACCAGCUCCGGACUGGCCUCCUCCUCCUCCUCCGCCCUCAUCAAGGAGACGGUGCUCAGAGAGCAGGGGUCCGCCAGCCUCCCCAGGGUCCACGUCCAGGAGAGCAUGCUGGUCCCCAGCCAGACCCUCCUCAUCCAACAGCCCGCCAUGUACUACACCUCCACCCCGGCCCUGUACGUGGUCGAGCCCCAGCCUCAGGUGCUUCUGGUGGAUGCGAGGGGAGCAGGGGUCGGGGGCCAGGUGGGGGUGGGGGUGGGACAGGGACUGGUCCAGGUAGCCGGGUCGUACGGCUCCCAGCAGGGCAUGGUGCUGGUGGAGAGGCAGGUGGGGGGGGGUGGAGGGGCUCAAGUGCUCACCGGCACAGGCCAGGCUGUGAUAGGAGGAGGCGGCGGUGUAGUGGCCGGGGGAAGCCACACCCUGUCAGGGGGGAGUCAAGUCUCACACAGGGUGGGGCAGACCAUGGUAAGGCCAGGGCAUUUUGCCAUGGGUUCAGGCAUGUCACAGGGCAGCGUGACUCGAUCCAAACAUGUCCGUGUGGUUGAGAGCAGCUCAGCCGUGUCCGAGGGCGCGGCCGGUUCUGCCGGCCUCACCUCGGGCAUGGCCCUGGGGCGUUCCGCUGGGGAGCACAGCCUGGAGGUCAGAGUUCCCCAUGUGGAGAUGAGGGCUCAGACUGGCUUCUCGCUGGGCUCCGGCUCCCAGGCUGGAUCUGUGGGGUCAGACGAGGACUCUGCUCUCAUGGCUGCUGCAGGCUCCCACGGCAGCCACACAGUGCUGGUUCAACACGAGGAAGUGUGUGUCACAGAGCGGAACGUGGAAACCACCUCCAUUGCCUGAACCCUGGUUAUUGCUUUUUUUGUCGUCUGUUUUGGCUGUAUUGUCAAUGAUGGGGAAGAUAAAGGAAAAGAGGAGCAAAGAUAGUUACAGAGAGCGAGAGAGAGAGAGAGAGAGAGAGGGAGAGAGAGAAAGAGAGAGAAAGAGAGAGAGAGAGAGAGAGAAAGAGAGAGAGAGAGAGGGAGGUAGAGAGAAAGAGGGAGAGAGAGAGAAAAUGUUGUGCUUUCUUAGUCUUCUGGCAAUGCAGACACUAAAGCAGGGGUUUUCAACUGGGGGUCCACGGCCCCCUGGUGGUCCACGGUGGCAUUGCAGGGGGUCUGCGUCACGAGCCUAUGUUGAUCAGUCCACCAUUGUUUUUUUUAUUUUUAUAAAUAUGAUAUUUCAACACAUUUUCAGAUUACUCUCAGAUUAAAUGUCUAUCCACAUGCACGCACACACACAUACACACACACACACGCGUAAGCACGCUCCCGCGCGCAGGCACAUCAGUGGGCUGCGGAUUACUUUCUACAAAGAAUGGUGGUCCCUGGGACAAAACCAGUUGAAAACCCCUGCACUAAAGCAUAAAUGCGUAAUAUGUAAAACACUUGUUAAACACAACUGUUGAAGUGAUGUUAUUGUACUGCACAAAAAUGGCAUGGUUAGUAUAUUCAGUGUGUGGUACAUUUAGUGCAGAUGAAACUCCUGUCCUGAAUGUAUUUUGAAAACUAAAGUUGAAAGGAAUUAUUUACCCGAGCUCUCUUGCUUUACCCAGCUUGUGUUUACCCUUUUCAUAUUUAUAUAUAUAUAUAUAUAUAUAUAUAUAUAUAUAUUUGAAUUAGAAACAUAUCCAUGGAAAAGCAACAGUAUUUCAGUUUGCACUUUAUAAUCACCAAGCAUGAAAAAUAAAUAAUCAUGUGUUAAGGUUUAUGAACUAAUAAAACUAAGUCAUAAGAUUAAUGUUCAACUGUGACACAUUUCCAUGUAACUGAUGUCAUUAAUGCCAACUUAACAUGAUUUAAAUGGUAGCCCAUUUUGUACAUGGAAUGGGAUUUAACUGGAGCUAAACUGUCAAAAAACAAGCAAUAGUUUUUGUACAUAUAUGUCUAUGAUCUAUUUUGUGACGUCAAUGAUUUAUGCUUUUUUAACAAUGGAUAAUAUAAUUGGGGAAUACAUUUGUAUACAUAUUUACUUUGGAUGAGUAAAGGCAAGAUUGUGUGGGGAAUCUAUUUAGGAUGAGCUACUGCUAUGCACUGAUAUACAUGAAUAUUGUUAACAUUGCUACAAAUGUUUAGCAAACGCUCACUUUCAAGAUUUUAUGUCUAAUGUAUUUUUGAUGUAUGUACUUUUUUUAAUCCAAAAGCAAGGCGUGUGCUCACUUUGUGUGUUCUGAUAGGCGUGGCCUCAAAUUGAUCACAUUAGAAAGCCUAUGAUAGGUCCAAAUAAAUUUGCCAUGUUUCAUCUUUGCGAAAAUGUCUCCUUGUGUCCUUUAUUGAGAUUAAUGGUGGAAGACAAGAGAGGCAUAGACCCUAAACAGAGACAAAAGCACAAGCUGAGAACGUUUUAGGAGUCAAGAGUAGAUCAUUAGGAUGAAUUUUGUUGUCAAAGUUUUCAACCGCAACAUCCCCGCUAGAUGUCACUCAAUGUUGUCACUUCAAGUCUACUGUAGACACAGACCGUACAGUUAUGUCGACUUUUAAGAUCAAGAGGAGCCAAUCCACUGGACGU
Messenger RNA from Hypomesus transpacificus, 5426 nucleotides. RefSeq names its product desmoglein-2-like. Gene Ontology annotation, biological process: homophilic cell-cell adhesion. Gene Ontology annotation, cellular component: desmosome; plasma membrane. The record is from RefSeq and is a predicted model, not a curated record. The transcript is spliced from 13 exons. Gene Ontology annotation, molecular function: calcium ion binding. Bases 147 to 3722 code for a protein of 1191 amino acids. NCBI's taxonomy places the organism in Eukaryota, Metazoa, Chordata, Actinopteri, Osmeriformes, Osmeridae.